Dichomitus squalens LYAD-421 SS1 is the source of this 1926-nucleotide messenger RNA. RefSeq lists its product as uncharacterized. Bases 1 to 1926 code for a protein of 641 amino acids. The transcript has 6 exons. NCBI's taxonomy places the organism in Eukaryota, Fungi, Basidiomycota, Agaricomycetes, Polyporales, Polyporaceae. The record is from RefSeq and is a predicted model, not a curated record.
AUGGUUCUGCUGCAAUCGAGUUGGUUCCAUGAGCGGUAUAGGAUGCUGUUUUCCGGGCUCGACCCUGUUGCGAGUUCGCAUGGCCUUCCUGCUGUCCAGUUGCUCCUGAUCCCAAAGCACGUCUACUGCAUCGCGAGCGAUGUACCGCACAAGGCUACUCCAGGCAAUCUUCUCCACGUUGAUACGCUUCUUGAACAGCAGGAUGGCAUCUGGGGCAUCUACGUCAGCUGGGACCCCCGCGGUAUCAACCUGGACACAAAUCCGAGCCAAGUGAUGUGCUUCCAGAGCGCAUCGGAGUACUUGUCACUCAUCACUAACAUUAUUCAAGGAAAAGGAAAAGGCAUCGAAUGCAGCGGCGUAGUGAAUGGUGCUAUGCUCAAGCAUGUCGGAACGUCGGGCAACGCGAGGGAUGUUGUCGCCGUGACGGACGCUCUCGAUGGCCUGGGAAGCCCGGUAAAAGUCUGGGGCGUAUCAUGUACCUGGAUGUCUUACCUCACUAGCGCGAUUGCUCCUGAAGUCUUCGAGUCUGCUCUUGGCACCCCCUUCUGGCUGUGGAACGGCCGGGAGUACGUCAAGCUCGCAGGCGAGCAGCUCCGCGAGGAAAUGAAACUCUGGGAAGAAUUGCCGGAGUGGCAUCGGAAGAUCCUGUGCAGGCACGACAGGUUCAAAGGCCCCAGGACCCUUCGUACACGCCGGGAUCCCAGAAUUUUCACCCCCGCCAAGAAAGUCAAGGCCGCCUCGACUCCGUCGUCAGCAGUCGGUCGUCCCGUCGUUGAGUGCUCUGGCGGUGCUGAGUCGGUGCGUGAGGGUGGCGGCUCCCUCUCCCGCACUUGCUCAGAUGCUGCUGGGUCGCAAAACGUCGAGAUGGUCGGCGAACCCUCAAGCCCCGACAGCGUUGUUCUCCGUCCGAGCGUCGACCGGCCAGAUGGUACUGCUGCUGCGCCCGCAAGGAGUGGCUCUUCUUCGGACGCUAUGGCAGGCAUCGUCGAACUGCGAGAUGUGGAGAUGGCGGACGACGCCUCAAGCCCGCCCCUGGUCAGUGUCGUCUGUCCGAGCGUUGAGCUCCUCGGUACCGUCAUAGUGGCAGGACAGGCGGGUUAUCCUUGCGUCAUUGUGACGGACACUGCCGAGUUGCAAGACGUGGAGAUGGCCGACGCAACACCGGAGGCCCCCUCGACCCCGACCCCGACCCCGACCCCGACCCCGACCCGCACCUCGAUCGCGACCCCGACAGCCCUCGGUGUCGGCUUCCCGCCCAGAGCGACGGUCGCACGCCGAGCGGUCUCCGCUCCGGCCACCUACAGCUCCCCGUCCCCCAACCUCAUCGGUCAAGACCUCCUCAAGCGCCUCCGGGCCCAGUUGGACGCGCCUCAAGCUCGACGCAAGGCAUUCUCGGGGCCGGAGAAGGGUGAGAAGAUGCUGAACAGGCCGCGGCCCAUGCUCCCACUGCGGUUCGAGAAGAAACGUCCGACGAAGGGCGCGACGCCCGUCAAGCUCACGACACCCGUCAAGCGCGAAUUGCAAUGCUCUGCCGAAGACAAGGAGAACGUCAGCCCCGCGACCGCCAACGGCGUCGACGUCACGGUCAAGGCCCCCGCCGGGGUUGUCCCCCGCAAGCCAAAGGGGAUCCUGAAGAAGCCUCGGCGCGCCGAACGGCCCCCGCCGGCGGUCAUCAAGCGCGCGAAGCCAGGCCAGCAGCUGCAGGUUCAGGUCCAAGUUCCGGUCAAGAAGUCCGUGCGCUGGGCUCCGGAGGUCAUCGCGAAGGUCAGCGUUCUCCUACUCCGAUCUCCCAGGAACGCGCAUCUGACACGCAACGUGAACAAGUUCGCGCAAACGGACCUCGAGAUGAUCGUCCAAGCCGCAAAGUCUCCCGCGCCCGCGCAACGCCUCGAACGUCUGCAGCAGCUCGUCAACACGUACUUCUGA